This is a messenger RNA of Ambispora leptoticha, 750 nucleotides long. Lineage: Eukaryota; Fungi; Glomeromycota; Glomeromycetes; Archaeosporales; Ambisporaceae. The record is from the annotation of a GenBank genome assembly.
AUGGCAACAGUGAAAGUUAAACGAAUUUUGAAUUUUACAAGCUCACUUGUCACGGCCCUUGGAACGUUGAUGGUUCUGAUCUUUGUCCUCUUGACAUUUCCUGUAAAUCUGGUGCCGAAUAUCUCGACAACGCAAGAAAAAGCACGACAUAAUUAUGACGAAUACCAACAAGACACACUUGACCUCUGCGCAAUCCUUCUCACCGGAAUAACAUCACAUCUCGCCAUCUACUGGAGCAUUUUCUACAGACAACCACGAAACACGAUUACCUACUUUCAAAAUGGAAUCGCGUCCACACCAGCCACGCUUUUCAAUAAAUUGCUUUCAAUCUACUGCCUCGUCACAUUCUACGCGAUUCUAACGAGCUUUUUUGUGGAUCGUUCGAAAUUGUUUGCACCGGUCGGAAUAUUUCAAAAUAGUUUGGAGUUUGCAAUUGUAUUGCUGAUGAAGGAUGGCGGACGAAUAAAGACUGAUUUAAUAUUAUACAAGUCAUCAAAAAAGCAGAAAAAAGAAGCGCUCAAAUCUAAUAGCCUCCCGCGAAAAGUUUCUUUGACUGUGAGUGAUAUCUCAAAAAUUGGAAGUGUCACUCUGUCCUCUACAGCAUCAACAUCGAAUUCAUCGCAAUUGCAGCCACUUCUUCCAAAGACACUCGAGCACCCAAAACAAUUAUGGAUACUAAUCUUGUCUUCGAUGUUGCAUCUUUUUGGGGAUUCGGCUGUGGCAGUGUUUCCUGAUCUGGGACCGAUGUAA